UAUCUGAUCUUCAUAUAAAAACCUGACGAUUUUCGGCAUGGGUAUGAUAUGUAAAUCAUGUAACCUGUCCUGAUUUACUGGUACGCCCAUUAUCGUUAUUAUAUUUUUUCAGUAUGGCUGCUGAGACUGGCAGGAUGCAGGAUGUGUGCUGUGGAUGAAGUGAAGCUUGGGACGGUUUGGUAAAUAUGUCAGUGUCAGCUUUGGAGCCGGAUAUUGUAGUUGUGCUGUAAGGAUAAUUUCGUGUGUAAUUGUUCAUUCUCGCGUUUAUGGAGCUAUAAUUAGGCCCAGUGAUCGGAACCAAAGUGUCCAGUUCUCUUCCCCAGGUGUAGUGUCCAGAGUCCAGCUCUCUCCACCAGUCCACCUGAUGUAGUGUGUAGUGUCCAGCUGCUCCUCUGGCUCUGGUGUAGUGUCUAGUGUCCAGCUCUCUCUAACUGAUGUAGUGUGUAGUGUGUAGCUGUCCAGUGUCCAGUUCUCUCCACCUGUUAUGAUGUGUAGUGUGUAGUUUCCAGUUGCGCCUCUGGCUCUGGUGUAGUGUGUAGUGUCCAGUUGCGCCUCUGGCUCUGGUGAAGUAGGAGAUUUCUUCUAAUGUCGCUUCUAACACUCCGAGAAGAUGAUCGGAUCCCCAGAUGUGGUGGCAUUUACCAAAGAAGAUGAUUUUGGAGAUUCGUACACAGACCCGUGCUCGCUCCCAGAGGAGUUCUCUGUGCCUUUGUUUCCUCAUGCAAACGUCAAUCCGUGGUUAAAAACCUCCUAUGCAAAAUUCUCCAAGGAUUUCAUCCUUAUCUCUGAGUUCUCAGAGCAGGUGGGACCACAGCCAUUACUCACAAUUCCAGAUGAUCCAAAAGUGUGUGGGACGUUUGACCUCAAUUACUUCUCCCUGCGCAUCAUGUCUGUGGACUACCAGGCUUCGUUUGUGGGACAUCCACCAGGCACCAGCUACCCCAAGCUCAAUUUUGUCGAGGACUCCAAAGUCGUCCUCGGCGAUUCCAAGGAAGGGGCAUUUGCCUACGUGCAUCACCUGACCCUCUAUGACUUGGAGGCGCGCGGCUUCGUACGUCCUUUUUGCAUGGCUUAUAUUUCAGCAGACGAGCGAAAGAUCAUGCAGCAGUUCCAGCUGCUCUCGUCCGGCUUUUCCAGGGCUUCCGAGUGCUUAAAAUCAGGGAACAGAAAGGCCUUUGCAAAUGAAUUGGAAAAGAAACUGAGAGACCUGGAAUACACCAGAUCCGUCCUGCACAAAGAGACCGAGAUGCAGAAAACCAACAGCGGCUGUUACUCCACACAGGUUAUCGAGAAAGCUAAUGAACUGGCAAACGUAGAAAAAUCUAUUUACGAGCAUAAAGAUUUGCUGAGGCAGAUCACUUCAUAUCCUAACAGUAAAAGGGGAGACGCCGAUCAGGUGCAGUGCGAGCCGGAUCACGGAGCCGAGGCGAGCAAGGUUGACCACACGCUGUCUAAUCAUUCCGGACAUGAGGAGAAACAUGGGGGGACAGAUAGCGAGAGUCAGCACCCGUCUUACGUCCCCCAGCUUAUUAAAGCAAAAUCUGCUAAAUGUUUCGAUAAACGCUUAAAAACCCUGGAGGAACUCUGUGAAUCUGACUUUUUCCUUCAGACCAUGGACCAACUGAACGCAAUCGAGAAGAGCUUCAGAGGCGAUCUUUGCUUCAUUUACACCAGCCAGGUUGACCGAGCUCUCUUGAGGAACCAGAAGAUCACCAGUUUUCUUUUUGAGUCGGAACGAGACGACGACGAAGAAGACGAAGGCAGCUCCAGGAACUUUUAUGACCCAAACCUUACUGCACAUCACGCUUCGUCCAACUUCACCUGUGAGCCAGUGAGCCUGGACUCUUACGCCGAUGACGUGGAGAGAAGUCAAAAUAGGCUGGUUCUCGAAAUGGUGGAUGGACAUCUGGAGUCCAGUACCUCAGAUGUUACGCAGGAAACCUCGGAAGACGCCAAUGACACUGAAAUGAAAGGGAGUUUCAGCAGUGACCGGAGCGUCGAGGCGUUUAUAACUCUUAGUCCCGGAAAUCCCGAUGUUUUUUCAAAGAUGAGCACCAGCAGUGUGACUGGUCCUGUAACCUCCUCAUCUGAGGAACAAGGAAAUGUUCUGUCUGUCGCUGCUGCUGCUGGAAAGACGUCAUCGUUGCCAGAAUGUGAAUCAGAGCUGAAUCACGGCGACAUGUUUGAAACUGGAAAUCUAGUUCAAAUGGAUACGGCGUGUUGUAUGGGACAAGAUGGUUUCCUCUACGAGGAGCCUUUAGCUGAACCGGUAGAGGAAUGCUGCGAGGACACAGUGGUGAAGAGUGAGCCUCUGUCCCUGCUUCAGAGAGACCCUGCGCUACAAGCCGACUACAUCUUCAGAGAGUCUUUGCUGACUGUUCCGAGGCCCAGUAUGGGGUUGAUGCUUCCUGAACUCAACCCCAGCUCCGUGUCAGAGGAUAUGGUGAAAAUGAACGUGGAGGACACUUCUGACAACGCCAGUCACUUGAGCACCUCCACUAGCUCGGACAGAGCAGCCUCACCCUUCACCUACGGCAGUCCAGUCACGCUCAGGCAGAAGAAGAAGGCAGGCCACAGCGCACUGCGGUUCAUCAGGCAGUACCCAUUUGCUCAGCAAGCCAUUUUCUGCCUUCUGAGUGGAAGAACGCUGGUGGUUCUGGGAGCUGAUGAAGGCACUGUGAGGAAGCUGGUGAACGCCUUGCUGAUUUUCGUGCCCAAUCUCGGCAAGUAUGGAGAAAGCGUGCAGCCCUGGAUUUCCACCUCCUUUCAGCUGAGCGACCUUCAGCGAUGGAAACUCAUUGGAUUGCAGAGGGUGGGUUCUCCAGCAGGUUCCAGCUUGCUCCAUUCCCUGAGCCGCUACAGCCGAUAUAUCGGCAUCCUGGACUGCGACAACAAGACGCUCCGAUGCCCCGCCUACAAAGGAACGUUAAUGGGUCACAUGGCAGACCACAGGACGCAGAUCAAGCGAGGCAGCACCUACUAUCUCCACGUGCAGAGCAUAUUAACUCAGCUGACAGCGAAGGCCUUCCUUUACACUUUCUGCCAUCACCUUCACCUGCCCGUCAGCACAGACCAGGACGCCGACUCUGUGGUACAGCGCAGGACUAGUUUCUUGUUGCAGCUCGGCUACACCGAGGAGGAAAGUAAAAUAAUCCGCUUCUUCAGCGAGCUCAUCAAGCAACAUUACCUUCAGGGGCCUUUAAAAGGGGUCAGCCAGUCUUACUUCAGUUUCACUUAUACCACCAGCUAUUUGUAUAAAAUCUGAAUGUGCUCUUUGUUCAUAUAAGUUUCAUAUUUUUUCCUUUUCUGGCACCUCUGCUGAAAUCAGGAGACCAAGAAAAUUUGAAUGUAUUUGAUUCCAGUGUUUUUCUUUCUUUUACAAUUCGGUCAUUAGGUUCUGUGUGGUCAGUUGUCCUGAGUGUGGUUGUGAAUGUCUCUGAUGUUGUCUGAUGUCUAGUUCAACAAUGGACACAAAAAGUAUUUCCUGAACAGCCAGUCUAGAUCGAAAGUGAGGUCAGCUGACAAGAACCGACCGAUUGUUUUUGGACAGCGUUUGGAUUUGUGAAAUUUUUCUGAAAUGAAUCUUCUUCUAUUGUGAACAGAAUGUGAAAACGUAAGAUGGCAUUUAUGGCACAAUGGCAUUUAUGUUGUAAGAUUUUGCCGUAGACGUGCUCUUUAACCUCAUGUACUGAUUUCUCAUGUGAUUUAUAAACUAUUUCCAUGAAAAUCCAAGAUCUUAGUGCAGUAAAUAAUUCAUCUGUUCAUGACUUUCUGGUGGUCGAUGCUGUAAACUACUGACUCAAACGCUCGAUUCAGCGCCGUCCUGUUCAAAUAUGUCUCCUGUCUUUCUCUUUAUUCCACUGUACAACUACUGUUUUUUGCAAAAAUAAAUGAACACGAUUUUUGAGAACAGAUCAAAGUUUUAGCAGGAAAACUGCCAGAUUUUUUUUGUUUUAACCCUGCUUUAACAUCCUCCAGUUUAAAGAAAGUUCUGCAUGGGGAAAAAAAAAAUUGUUCAGUAGUGGAGAAGUGUUAGAUGACAUCCUGCAUGUUUGGAAAAAACGGCCAGGCGAAUGACAUGGCAGCACUCGUUUCUAUCUUACACACAGAUUUCGUUCAGUCUGGGGUACAGUGAUGAUUACGUUGUCUAAGUGUUGUGUGCAAAUAGUGCGAGCAUGAGUAACUUGAUGAAGUGGCUUUUUGUUUUGUUCUUUUUUUGUUUAAGAAACAAUCAUGGUGAGUUAAAAGGACAUGGUGAUGAUCGUUUCCCCUCCCAACACACACACACACACACACACACACACACACACCACUCAGUAUGUUAACAUCACCUUGACGCUAUGCUUACUGCUGCAUGAUGCUUUCUAAUGGCCACCGAUUUUCACUUGUAACUUAUCUUGCUUUCCAUUUGUAAUCUAUCAUCGCUAACCUCCGUGAAGACGAGUCUUAAAAAUAUCCUAUAUGUGACACGCAUUCUGAUGAAUGUUAAGAAGCCAUACCAUACUGUACAUUAUGUAUUUAAUUAUGUAAUGAUGCUUCUUAUUUUUGAUUUUUUUAACCACUUUCCUUUUACAUAAACUUUCUUUUUUUUCCCAAAUCAAAACUUGGAAGAUUGUUGCUCACUAGAGUACAUCGAACGUAUUGUGAUAUUUGUCUGGGGUGCAGUAAAAUGUUGUGUUUUUAUUUAAAAAAUUACGAUCUGUGAAUGUUUAAGUGAUUUUUUUCUCUCUAGGGCAUUAUUCAAGUAUGUUGAGUCAUUGCCCGCUAUGUUUUUCUGCCUUAAAGGUUCAUUAAAAUAUUACUAAUUUGA
Hemibagrus wyckioides is the source of this 4810-nucleotide messenger RNA. RefSeq names its product Smith-Magenis syndrome chromosome region, candidate 8a (gene smcr8a). Gene Ontology annotation, molecular function: GTPase activator activity. The transcript has 2 exons. NCBI's taxonomy places the organism in Eukaryota, Metazoa, Chordata, Actinopteri, Siluriformes, Bagridae. The coding region runs from base 611 to 3265 and encodes 884 amino acids. Gene Ontology annotation, cellular component: guanyl-nucleotide exchange factor complex. The record is from RefSeq and is a predicted model, not a curated record.